This is a messenger RNA of Drosophila subobscura, 1048 nucleotides long. It is a transcript of the gene ics, whose product is annotated as ras suppressor protein 1. Lineage: Eukaryota; Metazoa; Arthropoda; Insecta; Diptera; Drosophilidae. The transcript has 3 exons. The record is from RefSeq and is a predicted model, not a curated record. Gene Ontology annotation, molecular function: protein binding. Bases 43 to 891 code for a protein of 282 amino acids.
AUCCUUUCGAAAACAUAGAACAACAGCAGCAGCAAUAACAAAAUGAGUCAAUGUCUGCCUGUGAACGCGAAGAUGUCGAAAGCAAAGAAAGUAUUGGAUGAAGCCAGGGAAACCCAAAACCGGGAACUGGACCUGGUGGAGAAGGGUCUCACCUCCUUCGAGGAGCUUCCCGGACUGUUCAACAUGUCUAACAUCACCAGACUGACGCUGUCGCACAAUAAAAUUAGUGUGAUCAGUCCGGGAAUUGCGAAUCUGCUGAACUUGGAGAUUCUCAAUCUGUCGAACAACCAACUGGCCGAGCUCCCAGUGUCGCUGUCGUCCAUGCCAAAGCUGCGCAUCCUGAAUGUGUCCAUUAAUCGGCUGGUGAACCUGCCGCGUGGCUUUGGCGCCUUUCCCGUCCUGGAGGUACUCGACCUGUCGUACAAUAACCUGAGCGAGCAAGUGCUGCCCGGCAACUUCUUUGGCAUGGAGACGCUGCGCGCCCUGUAUCUGGGCGACAACGACUUCGAGUAUAUACCGCGGGAGCUGGGCCAGCUGAAGAAUCUGCAGAUACUUGGCCUGCGCGACAACGACCUGUUGGAGCUGCCGCGGGAGAUUGGGGAGUUGGCGCGUCUGCGAGAGCUGCACAUCCAAAACAACAGGCUGCAGGUACUUCCGCCCGAGGUGGCUCAGCUGGAUCUGUUGAGCAACAAGUCGGUGAUGAAAAUGGAGGAGAAUCCCUGGGUCAACCCCAUUGCCGAGCAAUACUUGUUGGGCAUCAGUCACGUGAUUGAUUACCUCAAAACGGAGACCUACAAAAUCAUUUACAAUCGCCACAUGCAGGCCGGACGCAGUGGACCACCGCCACCCAAGGCCGACAAGAGCAAGAAGGCCUCUCGAAUACGCGCAUAGUUGGUGGAGCCUUCUGCCCUCUACUCAAAUGUGUUCGCCUCGUUCGUUGUUAACCAAAACCGUUUUUGUAUACUAAUUUUUAAGUAUUUGUAACUUAUUGUCCCAGAGUGCCUUCAACAUUUUGCUAACUAAUAUUAAAAAUGAUUUAAAAAGUGUA